Molecule: messenger RNA, 2028 nt
Organism: Cladocopium goreaui
Lineage: Eukaryota; Dinophyceae; Suessiales; Symbiodiniaceae
Source: the annotation of a GenBank genome assembly
AUGGUGGAAGCAGCAGCAGAGCCCAUCCUGGUGGUGGAGGAUCCUGUUGCCCGCGCAGAGUUUGAUGCUGCCAUCCGGCGCCUUGAGAAGCGGAUGGAGCAACUGGAGAUGCAGCUCCGACCAGUGCCGGUGCCUGAGACAAGCUUGCCUGACACAACGGUGCUCGGCAACUCUCAGCCCCACGCUUUGAGAAUUUGCGAAGCGAUUGUGGGCGACGAGGGUGAGGUGUCUGAUGCCCCGGGGGAGGAUGCGGAGCUGCCAGAGCAGACGUCCGACCAGAUCCAGUUUGGUGAAAGUGUUUGGAGCCUUCCCUUGGUCUUGGACUUUCGAAGAUUUCCAUUGUGGGAUAGUAUUUUCGCAAUGCUGCUCUUUAUAGUGAACCUGGGUAUGCAGGCCAUGUUUUCAAGUAUUCUGCUGUCCGACAACUUUGCGGACGCUGGAGUACAGGUGGAGGAGGAAAGGGAAAAUGCGCGGAGGUGGAGGGUCAGCAUAGCACACGACUGGAGAUAUAUGGACCUCUCGGAAACCAGCCUGGUUACGCGCGUUUGUCAGAGCGAUGGCGCCCUGAUUUUAUCCACGCCGCAGGCCGAGCUCAUCGACCAAAUCAACAGCUUUCUAGGCUUGGGGCCCGGAGACUUCGAGCCCGGCUUUCUUCAGCCAGGAAUUUUCUUGUGUUCAAUUUGCAUCCUCCAUUGGGGCUUGUGCGUCUACAAGGAGUUUCGUAGCGUUUGGCUUGCCCUUGAAGCAGUGAUUAUGAUUCCAAGAGCUUCGCAAAGCACGAUCAUCGAGAACAGACUUUCCAGUCUGUCAACACCUCGCCUAGUCAUAGUUCUUAUGUCCUUCGUGCUGCGGAUAGCCAUCGCAAGUAUCAUGCUGGUUGCUGGGGUCAACUGGUUGGGACGAACGACUUCAAUCACAGAAUUGAUGUUGAAUGCUGUUGCCCUGAACGGUAUCAUGGACGUUGAUGAGUUGCUUUUUGCCGGCUUCAUUCCGGUGUCAGUGCGGCAGUCGGUCAGAAGGCUGGAACCCGUCAAGAUGAAGUACAGCAGAUCUCGGAGCCAGUGCGAGUCUUUUGGACUCUGCUUGCUGCUGGGCGCGACGAUACUGGUCCCAUACCUGCUAUAUUUGGAGCCCCUUACAGCUGGCAUGGUCAGCAUCAAAUGGGAGAUGUGUGGCGGGAACCAAACCUUUGUGGUGGCCAACAACCCAGAGGUUCAGCAGAUUAUUGGUUACAAGACCCAAGAAGCUCGAAACGAUCAGGAGCCUACUCUGAGUGAAAUCGCCGUGGAUCGGCACAAGUUCCAGGAAGGUGGCCCGCCUGAAUACAUCUUCUUUUCCGCCUCGCGGACAUUGUUCAGCGCAGACAUCGAUGAGGACAUGGGCGGGGCAAGUGCGAGAGUGCCGUCCUGCAUCGAGACAGAAAUGCUGAGUCCUGGAGCUCCAGGCUAUGGCGACCCGAUCUUCUCACCCAUCCUCCACGCCCGCAUGAGAUCUGCAUUGGUUUCUUUGGGCCAACCUCCGGGCACUUCUUGCGAAGGCGUCGCUCAUCUCUGCAGCAGGCCCGACGCUCGGCUCCUCAGAUUGCUGUGUGGCGACACCUGCGGCUGUACUGAUCCCUUUUCUUCGCCAUGGCACAAGGUGCCAUCGCAAGGAUGUUCCAACGGCUGCAACAUAAGGACAGAGAACAUCUUGGCCACACAGCCCUGUGAGGAUCAGCCCAGAGGAGAUGUUUGGAAGGAAUUUCGGGAUGGAUAUACUGCAGCUUUGUCCGAGUUCUACGGCACGAAUGUGAGCGAGGUCGUCAUUUGGCCCAUGGCCAGCGACAUCUUGAGACAGCUGGAGGUGACCGGAUGCAGCGGCCUAGGUGUGCCAGAGCUACAGGUGGAAAUGAUAUCCCAGACGCCCUGGUGCCAGGGUCACGACCGCUUAUUUCGCCCAUUGGCAUGGCUUUGUCCCAGGUCUUGUGGCUGUGUUGAGCAUCCCUCGUCCCAUUGCCCGGUGAAUUGCAAAGCAAACGCCAGCGGCUGA